Abrus precatorius (Indian licorice) is the source of this 891-nucleotide messenger RNA. RefSeq names its product dirigent protein 25-like. The transcript has a single exon. The coding region runs from base 1 to 891 and encodes 296 amino acids. NCBI's taxonomy places the organism in Eukaryota, Viridiplantae, Streptophyta, Magnoliopsida, Fabales, Fabaceae. The record is from RefSeq and is a predicted model, not a curated record.
AUGACUGUACCAUUGAAAGCCAUAAUGUGCAUAGCACUUAUAUUCCAUGCAACGACAGGAACCACUUCAACUCGAAUCCUGGAUGAGGUAGAGACACCAACGACAUCGCCAGAAGAACCCGACACAGCGGAAUCCCCAAUUUCAACCACUGUCCCUCCGCUGGUGGCAGCAUCCCCAGCAGCAGAAGUGAAAGGCGUUGACCAACAUAAAACGCUGACGUUUUACAUGCACGACAUGGUGGGUGGGUCGAACCCCUCAGCGAGAGCAGUGACAGGAGUGGUAACAAAUCCAGCUCUGAACGCACAAGUUGCGUUUGCGAAGCCAAACGGUGCGAACCUUCCAAUAAACAACGGGGUUCCACAGAACAACAACAACGACGGGAUUCUGAACAACAAUAACCUCCCAUUCCUCACCGGGCUGGCGGGUACGAGUGGGAACGUCUUCAACAACAACGGGAAUAACUUGCUGAACGGAGGAAUGGGUUUCCCGGUGACAAACACGAAUCAACUUCCAGAAGGAAUGACCCUUGAGAAGUUGAUGUUUGGGACAAUGACUGUGUUUGAUGAUGAGUUAACGGAAGGUCAUGAAUUGGGUUCUUCUUUGCUUGGGAAGGCACAGGGCUUUUAUGUAGCCAGCUCUGUUGAUGGAACCUCUCAGGUUUUGGCUUUCACCGCCAAGUUUGAAGAGAAUGGUUAUGUUGAUAGUCUUUGUUUCUUUGGUGUUCACAGAACCCAAGUUUCUGAAUCCCAACUUGCCAUCAUUGGGGGCACUGGCAAGUUUGUUAAUGCCAAUGGCUUUGCUGUUAUUAAGGUCUUUCCGGUUACCGGUCAGCAACAGAAUGCAGAUGGAGUCCAGACUCUCAUGCAGCUCACUGCCUAUCUUGCAUAUUAG